AUGUCUUUCCUCGCGACCCUUCCUGCCAAGCUAGUCAAUGUCCGAAUCGCGGGUGCCUCAGGUGGCUUCUCGGAUCGCCAGCGCGCCAUCAGCUCGCUUGCAAAACUCGACGUCGACGUAAUAGUUGGCGAUUGGCUCUCUGAAUGCACAAUGACACUGCACGGGGCUCAAAAGGUGGAUAAUGAGAAACUUCGCGCCCAAGGCAAGCUGAUGGAGGAACCUGUCGGUCUUUUCGAUCCAACCUUCAUUGAAAACUUAUCCCCUGCUUUGGCAGACAUCGCGCGCAAAGGAAUUAAGGUCGCUGUAAAUGCAGGAGCAUGCGAUACAGAACUCCUUGCGCGGACUGUAGAGAAAGAAGUGAAGAGACAGGGCUUAGAUCUCAAAGUUGCUUAUGUGGAAGGAGACGAGGUUACGGAUACGGUCAACAGGUUGAUCAAGCAGGGCGAGAAGUUCACGAGUCUUAUGACUGGGGAGGACUUGAAAGACUGGGGAUACACUCCCAUAUACUCGCAAUGCUACCUUGGUGGAGCUGGGAUUGCUGAAGCCCUCAAGAAUGGGGCUGACAUUGUUGUAUGCGGUCGUGUCGCAGAUGCAGCACCCGCUGUUGGAGCUGGCAUGUGGUGGCACGACUGGAAUCGAGACAAGGACUUUGAUCAGAUUGCGGGGAGCCUGAUUUGCGGCCAUCUCAUUGAAUGUGCGGCGUAUGUGUGUGGCGGCUACUUUUCUGGUUUCAAGAGGCUCAUGGAUGGUUGCACCAACCUUGGAUUCCCCAUUUCCGAGCUCUAUGCGGAUGGAAGUUGCGCCAUCGAGAAGGAACCUGGUACUGGCGGCGAAGUUUCUGUCGGCACUGUCGCCUCUCAACUACUCUACGAAAUUCAGGGGCCUCUCUAUUUUGGCUCGGACGUCACGGCGAAUAUCGAAGGUGUCGUUAUGACCGAGGAGGGAAAAGACCGCGUCCGCGUCACCGGUGUGAAAGGUCUCCCACCACCCACAACUACCAAAGUCGGCAUGACGGCAGUAGGCGGCUACCAAGCCGAGUUCCACGUCUACAUCUGUGGGAUAGAUCUGGAGGCUAAGGCUGAAUGGAUCGAGAAGCAGAUUCGAUAUUCCGCUGGAGAUGCGGUGAAAGAGCUCUCUUGCUUCAAAUUUAGCCUGAAUGGAUACUGCCCGGACAACCCAAGGAAUCAAGACGUUGCUACAUGCGAUCUGCGCAUCUUUGUGCAAACCAAGAACAAGAAAUUAGUUGAUAAGUCGACACUCGAUGUUCCUGGCUUCAAUCGAUGGUGCAUGGACAACGGUCUCCAAGGGUGCCCUGGGUGGACGCUGGGCAACGACCAGCGUCAAUCCGAAGGGAAGAUUUACUACGAGUACUACGUUGCUUUGCUUGCUCAGUCAGAAGUUCAGCAUCGUGUUGUCCUCCCUUGGCUCAAUAGCAAGACACUUGACGUGCGUCCGCCAGCCAGGAUGAAGGAAUAUCCUCGCGACCAGCCUAGCUAUGAGACGACAGAUCCAGUUGAUCUGAAGCAGUACGGACCUACGACUCGAGGACCAAUGGGCUGGGUCGUAGGAGGCCGGUCCGGUGACAAGGCUUCAGAUGCUAAUGUCGGCUUCUAUGUUCGCCAUGACGAUGAAUGGGACUGGCUUCGUUCCUUACUUACAAUACCGAAGAUCCAGUAUCUACUUGAUGAGGAAUACAAGGGCGGCAAGAUUGAGCGCUUUGAGAUUCCUGGCAUUCGAGCUGUUCAUUUCUUGCUGAGAGACCACCUUGACCGUGGCUUCAAUUCGACCAGUACCUACGAUACACUAGGGAAGAAUGUGGGCGAAUAUUUGCGGAGCAAGUGGGUGGAUAUUCCGAACAAAUUCCUCUCCCGAGGUCGAUUUUGA
Messenger RNA from Lindgomyces ingoldianus, 1884 nucleotides. Its product is annotated as DUF1446-domain-containing protein. NCBI's taxonomy places the organism in Eukaryota, Fungi, Ascomycota, Dothideomycetes, Pleosporales, Lindgomycetaceae. The transcript is spliced from 4 exons. The record is from RefSeq and is a predicted model, not a curated record. Bases 1 to 1884 code for a protein of 627 amino acids.